Messenger RNA from Plutella xylostella (diamondback moth), 1952 nucleotides. RefSeq lists its product as uncharacterized. NCBI's taxonomy places the organism in Eukaryota, Metazoa, Arthropoda, Insecta, Lepidoptera, Plutellidae. Gene Ontology annotation, biological process: regulation of transcription by RNA polymerase II. Gene Ontology annotation, cellular component: nucleus. The record is from RefSeq and is a predicted model, not a curated record. Gene Ontology annotation, molecular function: RNA polymerase II cis-regulatory region sequence-specific DNA binding; DNA-binding transcription factor activity; zinc ion binding.
UCUGUCAAAUACCUAUUUACAUUAAAGCAUAGUAAAACAUUUUCUAUAAUUUUGUUUUAUUAUUAAUUUGGGAAAUAAUAAUUAUAUUAUUAAUACGUAUGUGAAUAAUAUGGCUACGUAUCUGACUAAAAACAUGCUUGAUAAGUUUACCAAAAGAAGAUUUCCCUGUAAACAAGAAGACGAUAAAAGCUGCGGCAGCAGUGAUCAAUGGUACAAAGUAUUUAACGAAAGCAACAAACAAAAUAUAUCGUCGGAUAUGAUCUGUAGAGUUUGUGCCAGAAGUGGUUGCACUCCGUUGAUCGAUAAAUUGACUGAAGAAUAUGACAUAAUUAGUGCCAUUCGAUCUAUAACUAAUGUUUCUAUAACAGUGGAUGAUUCUCUUCCUAAAUAUAUUUGUACUGAAUGUCUUGAUACAUUGAAGAUGGCUCUAGCUUUUAAGAAAAAUUGUGAGGCCUCCGACAGAAGAUUUAGAAAGAUUUUAAAUCCUUUGGGUGAUCCCUCUUUGCAUUCAUACCCGUACUCAAAACACGACUUCCACCUGAUACUGCAUCAAAUGAAAUUGCAACGAAUGAAAAUAGAAGAGGAGAAAGAGAAGCAGCGGCAGAGCCUCGAGAAGGCCAAGAAGAAGAACUUACCAAAAGAAAAGACGUUCCACUGCUCACCGUGCGACAUGACGUUUCCUGAUAAGGAGCAGUUGAAGGCGCACCGUCGCGACCGGCAGUGCAUGCGGCGAGCGUGCGACAUCUGCGGGCAACUAGUACUCAGCAUGGCGCAGCACCGGCGGCACACGCACAAGGACCACACGCCGCACAAGUGCGCCACCUGCGGCAAGGAGUUCCCCAUCAUAGCGAGGUUGAAGACUCACAUGCUGGUCCACACGGACACGUUCAACUUCUUCUGCGACAUGUGUCCCUACAAAUGCAAGCACAAGUACUACCUGGUCAUGCACAUGCGCACGCACACCGGCGAGAAGCCGUACAAGUGCACGCACUGCGGCGCCACCUUCGUCAACCCCAGCAACCUCAACAAGCACAAGCUCACGCACCGCGAGAAGCAGUUCAAGUGUGCACUCUGUGACAAAGCGUUCCGCACGAGCGCGGCGCUGCGCGAGCACCACGAGGCGGCCCACAUGAAGAUCAAGCACUCGUGCCACUACUGCGGACGAGACUUCUGCUACAAAUCGGACCUGCGUAAGCACGAAAUCAAGACUCACAACCGAGCGAAGCGAGACUAUAUAGGCGGGGAGCCUUCGUACAAGCAGGUGGAGCGAUUGCAGCGACAGUCUGAGCCGGUAGAAGAAGAGAAGUGGCGACAGCCCGACACCACUGAGCUGGAAAAGUGGAGACAGCAGCAGCAGGUGGCGGUGGCGGCGCCGGUGCUGCCCCCCGAGUUCGCGGUGGCCGACGGGAAGGACUUCAUCUACUUCACCGACGUCGCCAUGCCGCAGAUUGUUCAACAACAAACAGUAACGAUUAUGCAGGACAUGACCGUGAAAAAGGAUGAUGUCAAACUUUACGAAACCCAGCAGGACAUCACAUAUUUUUAGUAUAAACUGACCUUAGUAAAUAAUGAGUAUCGAACUAGGUAUUAUAAAAUGUACUUAUAGGAGUUAAGCGAUAUAUGAAUGUAAAAGCUGCCUAAAAUGUUUGAUUGUUAACUACUUAUUUUAAAUUAAAUAAAAAAUGGAUUUACAGUGUAGGAAACCGAAAAAGCAGCACUUAUUACUACAGGUAUUGUCUUAAAAUUAUAGUAUCAUUUUCAACUUAGGAGACAAGCGAUACCUAAUCGGUUAUUAUGUGUGUGUAUGUAUAGUUUAUUUAGCUGUAAGUUGCUGACAUAAAAUAGUUAUUCAUAUCGGCUCAUAAUCGUAUCAUUUGUAAUCGUUAAUUUAUAUUGGUACUAUCACUGUCAGAUGCCUUGUAUAAAAAAAAAAAAGUUUUUUUUAGAACUCA